GGACCAGCCGUGGCGGGGUGGUGCGGGGACGCGGAGUGUGUCUUGCGUAGGGCGAGAUGUUGUUUUGUUGUGGCGAUCAGUUGAAUGUGGCAUCGCUGUCCGGUCUGACACAACAGUGGGAAGCACACCGACUCCCCGCGGCGCUCCCUCCGAAGCAUCGCGGGUGCAGAGCUGCUGUAUCCAGCGCACCUCAAUCCAGGAAAUGCGGACUUCUGGCCCUUUCGCUACGGGAUAAAUGGCUGCAGCGCACAUACUGUAGCACGCUGACCCACUCAGACGUUGAACAGCUAGCACUGUCGAGAACCAACAAAGAAGAUGCGGGGAAGACCUUGGGAGAACUGUUAUAAUGGCUAAGGCAAGACAGAAGCAGAGCUGCUUUGCAUUGAGAGAGCAUCUUUGUUUACCUGCUUUCAUGCAGCUCCAGGGCACCUUUUAAUGAUGCCUCAUUUGGUCCUGUUCAAUAACUCUUGGCCCGAACAGAAAAAGAUCCUCCAUUUUGAUUUAAAAUUCAGUCCGUCGAUGUUUGCCUGCCUCUGACCACUCUGCUGCCAUGCGGUUGGACCAAUGAGGCUCAGAGAGCCUUUCAAUACGUGUCUGUGAGGUCUCCUCCCCACUCUAUGGAGGCUGAGCCCAGCCGUCCGGCUGAUGGGGAGUGCUCUGAAAGGCAAGGGCAGCAGUAUGUAACCGCUGAAUCUUCAUUAGGAUCUCAGCAACCCCAGCAGCCACGUAAUCCUCGCCCUGUACACAGAGCCUUGGGCCACCUACAAAAUCGCCAACCCAAACGUACUGACCUGCUUCGUUUACAGCAGCAGCAAGCAGCAGCAUGGCAGCAUCCAGACACCCCGGGUCCUUCAGGAGGCAGCUUCUACUCUUCAGCUUCCUCCUUGGCCUCAUCCCUCCCCUCUACUUCCUCCACCCAGGGUGAGCAUGGUCGUGGAGUGCCAUCUCACUCAAGCCAAGAGGGCCUAGAAGGCUUCAGCUCACCCAGAAAGGGGGAGAAGAAACCACAAAAACCAGGGAAAUAUGUGUGCACUUACUGUGGCCGUCCAUGUGCCAAGCCGAGUGUUCUUCAGAAACACAUACGCUCUCAUACAGGAGAAAGACCCUACCCAUGUGCCCCCUGUGGAUUUUCUUUUAAGACCAAGAGUAACCUGUAUAAGCAUCGCAAAUCUCAUGCCCAUCGCAUUAAAGCAGGUCUGGCAUCCAGCCGUGAUGAGCUAAGUUUGAGUGGACCAGAGGGCAGUACUGUUGGAGAAGACCCUGAGGAGCAUACAGAGGGAGAAAGCACAGAAUCUGAAGAAGAGACUGGCCAGCAUAGAAAAUCCUCUUCUAAGGAGAUGCUCAGGCAGCAGAAGAAAGGAAGUAGGGAGCGGCUUGGAGGCUCAGAGGAGAGCCAGAGGCCUGAGGACUCCCAGGCUGUCAAGCAAAGACUAGCACUGAGGCUUAGUGAAAGGAAACGUGGUCCGAUGGCUUCUCCAGAUGACCCCCCUUCCUCCCUCUCCACUUCAUCUUCUUCCCAAGGCCCUGGCAGUAAAGGCAGCACAGAGUCUGGCUAUUUUUCUGGAUCAGGCAGUACUGACCUGUCCCAAGUUAGCCCACCAAGUUCUAGUGCCAAAACCUAUGCAGAAAUUAUUUUAGGAAAGUAUGGAAGACUUGGAGGGCAACAACGCAGUCCCCACCAGCCGCAACCUCAUUCUUCACAUUCCUCAUCUUCAGGAACUGAUGAGAAGAGCAUUUCCUUUGCUGUGCCCAAAACCCAAGUAAUUGAACACAUAACCAAGCUCAUCACUAUCAAUGAAGCUGUUGUAGACACUAGUGAGAUUGAUAGUGUAAAGCCCAGACGCUCCUCCCUGUCCAGGAAAAGCAGCAUUGAAUCACCCAAAUUCAUUGCCCCUAAAGAUCCCUACAAAUUUGACCCUAAAGAAGAAGCAGCUGGCCCCAGUGGUUUCAGGCACCUCCAGAACCCAGAAACCAACCCACCCAGUACACAAGAUAUGUCAGCAGUGCCUCUUCUUAGAAGCCACUCAAUGCCAUCCUCUACCAGCCAAGCAGAGCCCAGCACCUCUAGCACCACAUCUUCUAGAGGUUUCCGCCUUUGCCAGUCAUUUGAUGAGCAACAAGCGGUGGUGGCAGAGAUGAGAGGGGCCCAUCGUAUGCUCAGACGUCAGCCUGCCAUAGAAGUUCCCUUGGGAGCUGAGGUAAUGUUGGAGGAGGCCAGUCCCACCUCCUCGCUCUCCUCAGCCAGAGGCUUCGAAACAGCCAAAAAGCCACAGCAGCAACAUCAAAAAAGUCCCAGCUUGUUUGAAUGUGCAGCAUGUGGGGCUAGCUUCCAACACAGUGAAGGCUAUGAUGCUCACAGAGACAGCUGCCCAGGACCAGAACCAGAGGCCCGGCGUGCAAGUAAGACAUGCAGGGAGGAUCGACCCUUGAUGAUGCACUAUAAGUUCAGAGCUCUGGCCAUGGCAGUAAGAAAGAGGAGGAAAGAGGAGAGUCUGGAGGAGGAUCCUCCAAGCCCUGGACCUGUACCCGUGUCAGGCAGCUCUGCAGGACUCAUUCCAGUGCCAAGUAGACCAGAGCACAGCCAGACCCUCUCAGGUGUUACGUUACAGACUGAGCCAAACCAACCGCCACAGCAGGACAGAAAGGGUGUGUCUGUCAUCCAACACACUAGUUCUUUUGAGAAACAGGAGAGUGUAUCUAUGGAAAGCCAGGAACUAGACCUCAGAGAGCAUCAGCAAACACAGCAACCCGAGCCAAAACAGUCACCUUCCACAUCCCGCCUCAUUCGCCAGCCAAACAUCCAAGUGCCGGAGAUCCUUGUGACUUUGGAGCUUGAUGCUGACAUGCCAUCUGUGUCAUCCCCAGUAACAGGAUCCUCAUCAAAGGAGGCAGAGAGAGUAGAGGAGUUCCACUGGCCUCAGCGUAGUCAGACUCUUGCCCAGCUCCCUGCAGAGAAGCUGCCACCGAAGAAGAAAAGACUUCGCCUAGCAGAAGUUGCCCAGUCCUCUGGGGAGUCAAGCUUUGAGUCUUUGUCUCUGCCUCGAAGUCCCAGUCAAGAGAGCAACAUCUCAAGCCAUUCUGCUUCUUUUGAAGAGACAGCACGAUCAGAGCCAGCGAUCUGGUCCUCCAGCAGCCAAAGCUCCCAGAUGCUGAUGGUGCCAUCUACUCCUCAGCAGCACCACCAAAGUCACAAGGAGAUGAGGCGUUCAGCCUCAGAGCAGGCCCCAGCUAGCCCACAACAAGCAGAGCAGAUCUCAGAGACCAGAAGUAAAUCUUUUGACUAUGGAUCCCUGUCUCCUCAGCAGUCCACGUCCUCUUGGAAAGAAAGAAGAAAAUGUCUUCUUACUUUGCCUGCCUCCUUAGGUGAACACGAUCAGGACAUGGGGAGCAACAUUAACCAGUUGUCCAGAGUAGAAAAUCCCAACCCUGGCCCCUCCCUAUCUAACCAUCCUUCUCUGUACUCUGCUGAGGUAAGCUCUGGGUUUCACCAGGAAGCUAGAGGAAAAGCCUUGCAGCUGUUACCACCACAAAUCCCAUCCUCUCAGGAUCUGCUCUCUAUGCAGUCCAGAGGCCAGCACGUUUUCCCUCCAGUAUCACUGUCACAGCUACUCCCGAUCACCACAGCCAUAUCUGAAGUACUGUCCACUCAAGUUAUCCACAGAGCGUUCUUACAUUCGCACAUAGGAUCUCCACCUAUACAGAUACACCCAGCACAUAUCCCCAUGACAGAACGGUUGAGAAUACCUCUGCAUCAGCUUCCACCUCUAGUUCCUCUCCCAUUCUCCUCUCAGACUAGAGCAAGCCAGGCUCUUUACCUGCCUGCUCCUCCUAGACUUACCACGCAUGGUUCUUCCCCAUCUGCUGCUGAGGGCAGAGCCUCCAUCUCUUCUGUGUCCUCUGCCCUAACCCAUCAAUCUAUUGUGACCAUCUCCUACAACCACCCCCGGCCAGUCAUAGCCACCUGUCUGGCACAACUGACACCAGUAGUGUCCCUUGUGGUACCAGUACGCCUCCAAACCCAUAGACCUACCUUUGCUAGUGCCAUGUAUACCACCCUGUCCCAGAUUUUGGCUUCCACUCACUCACAGGAACCAACUUCUUGCACAACUAUGGUUAUCAUGAGCCAACUGGAACGGGAAAAGCUCCAAAGGACCUACCUGAAGGUCCCUUCCCCAGACAUCAAGAGCCUACUUCCCUUGUCUCUGCCAACGGGCCUAGCCUCAGGCUCUGGGGAGGAAUAUGGUCCACUGGGGUCUGGAGGAAGCAAACGCAUGCUUUCGCCAGCAGCCAGUCUUGAGCUUAGCACAGAAGCUCAGCGUCAUCAGAAAAGGGUAAAAGAAGAAGAAGAGGAGCAACACAAGACAGAAGAGGAAGAGGAAAUAGAACCAAAGGUAAGACAAGAAGAAGAAAUUAAAGCCACCAGGAAAACAAUGGAAGACGGAGAAAGGAAAAAAACAGAUAUGUUAGAAGUGACAGCUGUGAAAUUAAAGGAGGCACAGGAGCAAGUACCAAGGAAAGAUAACAGGGAGGAAAAGGAGGGAGAGAAGGAGUUAGGUGGGAAGACGAGUCAAAAAAAGGAAGAGGCAUCACCUGUGGAAGAAGGGUCGAGACCUAGCAGCCCUUCAUAUCCCAGCCUCCAAACUUCCACAUCAGUCAACUGGUGUUACCUAAAGUAUGUCAAACCCAACCCAUCUGCCCAGAGGGAUCCUCAUGCCUCAGUUUAUUCUACAUGGAGUAUCAGUGCUCACAACCCCAACCUGCCAGGCCUCAGCACCAAGGUAGCUCUGUCUCUACUGUGCUCUAAACAGAAGCACAGCUCUGAGACAUACACCAUGGCCACUGCUCCAACAUCAUCCAGGGAAAAACUGUCUGGGACAAGCAGCAGGACACCACAUGUGUCAGAGGUACAUGCCACGCCACCCAGCAGUCUUACCAAAGUAAAGGAUCAGAAAAGGCAUGGGAAGGAAGAAAAUAAAGAAACAAGAGAAGAGGAAAAGCCUUCCACCUCCAAACAGGGCGAACCUUCUCGGGUUCGCAUCUUUGAAGGAGGGUACAGAUCCAAUGAAGAGUAUGUCUACGUGAGAGGUCGUGGCAGGGGAAAGUACAUAUGUGGAGAGUGUGGUAUUCGCUGCAAAAAGCCUAGCAUGCUGAAAAAGCACAUAAGAACGCACACUGAUGUCCGUCCAUAUAUCUGCAAACACUGCAACUUCGCCUUCAAAACCAAAGGAAACCUGACAAAACACAUGAAGUCAAAGGCUCAUGGGAAAAAAUGCCAGGCAAUGGGAGUAUCUGAGUCAUCACUGGACGAGCCAGAAAGCGAGGAAACAGCAGGAAGCGAUGAACGUGUGUGUGGCUCAGAAGAACAGGAGGAGCAUCAGUUCUCUGAUGUGGAAGAGACUGAAGAUGAUGAUGACAAUGAGGAGGAGGAGGAGGAGGAGGAGGAGGAGGAAGAGGAGUCUGCAUCUCAUGAGGACCCACCUUCCUCCUGUUCAUCAGACACUCACCCAUCAACUGGAGGGCGCUCCAGCUGCAGUCGGCGCUCACAACAAAGCACUCCUGAUCCAGAACCCAGUCCCAGUCAGGAGCCCUCCCCCUGGAGAGUCUGGUCUAGAAGGGGAGGGGCCUCGCCAGGCAGCAGGAGGGCUCUGUUCUCCCGGCGAGGCUGGAAGGCGUCUCCAAGAGCCUUUUCCCCCAGCAGUGAGAGUUGCUCUCCCAGCCGCAGUCUCUCACCCCGUUUGGAGCUGUCCUCGCCUAUCCACAGCCUGUCCCCCAGGACUGAGCUUUCCUCACCCAGCCGACACGUUUCCCCCUCCCCUGAGAGAGGACCAUCUCCCAUCAGACCCCUUUCUCCUCUUCAUCCAAUUUCACCCAGCUGCUAUCGGCCAACUCAAGUUCAGACCCCUCCGUCACCCCUGGGGGUGCAUCACAGAAGCCCUGGAUGCCUGCCUUGGGAAAGCCCCAGCACAAAAAGAGGUCACGUCAAACUGGAGAAAAGUGGUGCAGCAGGAGAAGAGCCAACUUUUUCAGAACACAACUUGUUUCCACCUGCUUUCCGUAUUUCUACCUGUGAGGCUUAUCCUGGUCUCCCAACAGCAGACAACAUCUUCAGCCAUCUUCCCAUGCACUCCCAACAAGCCAAGGUCCCCUACCUGAUGAUACCAAUUGGUGGGAUCCAAAUGGUACAAGCCAGACCAAGGUCCCACCCUACUACACCUUCAUCCCCAACAUCUCCCCCUCUACAGGGGCCAUCACUGACCCGGUUUGAAUCAUACUGGGGCGGGACCCCCAGGACUCAAGGACUUAGGACUCCUGGAGACAACUGGUCAAUGCACCAGGCAGCAGGAACCAGCCAGUCUGUGCGGGAUGGCACAGCACUAACAUUUUCCAAAACAGAGUUAGAGACCACAGACUCAAAGCAAUAUGGCAGCUCACAUAGCUCCGUCCACACUCACAGGUCUGCGACUGAGACCACUGAACACAGCACCAGAGACAGUCGUACAAGAGCGCCUAGCCUCAGCCUAGCAGCCCCUGUAGCCUCGCGUGCCAUUGGACAACAGCCAGAGAGGGAGGAGCUCCCAUCAGGUAGUGAUGUGAUGGAGAGAGAAGCUAAAGGUGACUCAGCCAGAACAGAACAGAGCACUUAACGGUGUCGACACCUUGAUGCAUCUUGCAUCCCAUUUUGCUUUAUUAGUUGCUAUACUAGUCUUGUUUUUUCUUUUCUUUUUUUUGUUUGUUUUUUGCUUUGUUUUUAUACAGUUUUCAAUACUAUUGUUAACUUAAAUGUUUGUUUUUGCCAAUGUUCAGGUUUGGUAUAAAAAUGCACUUUUUUCUGUGUGAAAAUAAUGUUUCUGUAUAUCUCUCUAUCUAAAUUAUAUAUCUAUAUAAAUAUAUCCCUCCUGUAUCUAAAUAGAUACUGGUAAUCUUAACAUCUGUUUAAAUCUAUGUAAAAGGAAUAUGAAAAAAAUUGUAAAUGACCAAAAUCUUUCAUUAAAAAUAAUUCCAUUUUUGUUUGUCCAGUAUUACUCAAAUUGUAGUUACUUGUGCCUUUUCUGUCCAGGUUUGUGUUUUUUUGCGAUGUACAGAACAGAUAGACAAAGAGAAGGCUGUGAAUUUUUAUAUAAACUUUUUAUGUUCUUAAGGAGGGUUGAUAUUUGGUGUUUUGAUUGUUUCUGCUCUAAAGGCCAGUGCUUUAUUGCCAGGGUAAAUGAGAGUUGCCAUGUGGAGAUCUAGAACAGAAGGAGCAAAAGAAAUGCACUGAAGUUCUAUUUUUUAUUACAAAUUACUUUAGAUAAGAGUAUAUGUCUAUACAGGGAAGAAUGCUCCUUAUUUAUUGUUAUUUGAUAACUAUGGUCAUUUUUUCAAGAUUGUUAAUUUUCUUUUUUAUUUUUAUUUUAUUUUGUUAUUGGGAAAGUUUUUCUUUUCUUUUUUUUUUUUUUUUUUAAUCUGUGUGACUUUUUCAUGAUAUUCUUGUAACUUGAAUGGGUGGCAAAGAUGAAAGAUUGAGUUUGGCUGGUACUGGAUCAAGUGCCCUGCAGAUUUCACACAGCAAAAUUUCUAGUCAUUGACAAGACAAUAAAAAAAACACACCA
Messenger RNA from Melanotaenia boesemani (Boeseman's rainbowfish), 7589 nucleotides. It is a transcript of the gene hivep3b, whose product is annotated as transcription factor HIVEP3. The record is from RefSeq and is a predicted model, not a curated record. Gene Ontology annotation, molecular function: DNA-binding transcription factor activity, RNA polymerase II-specific; RNA polymerase II cis-regulatory region sequence-specific DNA binding. Gene Ontology annotation, cellular component: nucleus. Gene Ontology annotation, biological process: regulation of transcription by RNA polymerase II. The transcript has 9 exons. Bases 618 to 6644 code for a protein of 2008 amino acids. NCBI's taxonomy places the organism in Eukaryota, Metazoa, Chordata, Actinopteri, Atheriniformes, Melanotaeniidae.